CUUGUCUCGUGUCUAAUCCACCGCUUUCCCCUCCAAACCAUCGAUUGAAAGUUGCCCAGAACAAAUCUACACGUCUUUGCCUUCUCCAAUAAUUUGUGGUCAGUUCAAAGUGAGUCUAGCAAAACGUAACUCACAGAGCUAGAGGUGAACCAACAUGAGUUCCCCGUUGAGAGACAACCCGUCCUCUGCCAACCGUGGCACAACUCCUCGAGCGAGUCGCAAGCGUUCGCGCACUGGCGGCGACGAUGCUUCUUCGGGCAUCGGCUCUAGUCCUAUGCCGUCUUCCCCGCCCGCAGACUUCCAUAUUGCCCACGGCGCCGAUGACGAUGACGAAAUUGAAGAGGCUCCUGAGAUUCAAGAUGAUAUUGACGAGCUGGAUGAGAUGGCUGAUGAUGAUGUCGAUCUGUUUCGCGACGGCUUUGAGGCCGAUUACAGAGACCGCGAAGGUGACGAAUAUGAGGACAUUGGUUUAGACGAUGAUGGCGAAUACGAUGUCAUGGACAUUGGCUCCCGUCGCGUGCUCGAGUCUCAGCUCAACAGACGAGACCGGGAAGUGGCCCGCAGAAAGAGAAUCCCCCAGGCUUUCCUGCCCGGCGAUGAUGAGGACGGUGAUAUCGACUUGACCGCUCAACCCCGCCGUCGCCGUCAUCAUUACGAUGAAGAUCCCGAUGAUGCUAUGGAGGGUGAUAUCAUGGAGGAGGAGCUGUCACUGGAAGCUCUCGGAGAUGUAAAGGCUGUCAACCUUACAGAGUGGGUUGCCAUGCCGUCCGUCCAGCGCACUAUUAAGCGCGAAUUCAAGGCGUUCCUCACCUCAUACACUGACGCCUCUGGUUCUUCCGUCUACGGUAACCGCAUUAGAACGCUCGGUGAAAUCAACGCUGAGUCUCUUGAGGUCUCUUACGACCACUUGUCUGAAAGCAAGGCCAUCUUAGCGUACUUUUUGGCCAACGUGCCCGCUGAGAUGCUCAAGCUCUUUGACGACGUCGCCAUGGACGUUGUUCUCCUGCAUUACCCAGACUACGAGCGCAUCCACUCGGAAAUUCACGUCCGCAUUUUCGAUCUUCCCGUUCAUUAUACCCUCCGCCAACUUCGUCAAUCCCACCUCAACUGUCUAGUCCGCGUUAGUGGUGUUGUUACCCGACGCAGCGGUGUCUUCCCUCAGCUUAAAUAUGUCAAGUUUGACUGCACCAAAUGUGGUACCACGCUUGGUCCGUUCCAGCAAGAGUCCAACGUCGAAGUCAAGAUCACAUACUGCCAAAAUUGCCAGUCGCGAGGCCCCUUCACCCUCAACUCUGAAAAGACCGUCUACAGAAACUACCAAAAACUCACGCUGCAGGAAUCGCCUGGAACAGUCCCUGCUGGUCGUCUGCCUCGCCAGCGCGAAGUCAUCCUCUUGUGGGAUCUCAUUGAUCGUGCCAAACCUGGUGAGGAGAUUGAGGUCACUGGUAUCUACCGCAACAACUAUGAUGCCCAGCUCAACAACCGCAAUGGUUUCCCUGUUUUUGCAACCAUCCUCGAGGCGAACAAUGUUGUAAAGUCCCACGAUCAGCUCGCUGGCUUCCGCUUGACUGAGGAGGACGAGCAUGAGAUUCGCAAGCUGUCGCGCGAUCCUCAAAUCAUUGAAAAGAUUGUUAACUCCAUUGCUCCCAGCAUCUAUGGUCACAGCGACAUUAAGACUGCUGUGGCGCUCUCCCUCUUCGGUGGUGUUGCCAAAACUACCAAGGGUCAACAUCACAUUCGUGGCGAUAUCAAUGUCUUGCUACUCGGUGAUCCCGGUACAGCCAAAUCUCAAGUUCUUAAGUACGUCGAAAAGACGGCGCACAGAGCAGUCUUUGCUACUGGCCAAGGUGCUAGUGCUGUCGGUUUGACGGCAAGUGUCCGCCGCGAUCCCCUUACGAGCGAAUGGACUCUGGAAGGCGGCGCUUUGGUGCUUGCGGACCGAGGAACUUGCUUGAUUGAUGAGUUUGACAAGAUGAACGACCAGGAUCGUACGUCUAUUCACGAGGCAAUGGAACAGCAAACCAUUUCCAUCUCCAAGGCUGGUAUCGUCACUACUCUGCAGGCCAGAUGUGGCAUUAUUGCCGCCGCCAAUCCUAUUGGUGGACGCUAUAACUCAACAAUCCCCUUUUCUUCCAACGUGCAGCUUACCGAGCCUAUUUUGUCUCGUUUCGACGUUCUCUGCGUUGUCCGUGAUACAGUAGAGCCUGAGGAAGAUGAGCGUCUGGCACGUUUCAUUGUUGGAUCUCACAGCCGCAGCCAUCCCCUGUCUUUUGAGGGCACUCAGCAGAAUUCUAUGCAGGCCGAGGCAAGCUCUAUCCCCGAACAAGAAUCCCAGCGCAAGGAGCAGGGGGAUAUCCCACAGGAGCUGCUCCGCAAAUACAUUCUGUACGCGCGUGAGAGAUGUAGCCCCAAGCUCUACCACAUGGAUGAAGAUAAGGUUGCUCGUCUGUUUGCUGAUAUGCGUCGCGAGUCGCUAGCUACGGGUGCCUACCCUAUUACUGUCCGUCACUUGGAAGCCAUCAUCCGAAUCAGCGAAGCCUUUUGCCGCAUGCGCCUAUCUGAAUUCUGUUCCGCCAAGGACAUUGAUCGUGCCAUUGCCGUCACUGUUGAAAGUUUCGUAGGCAGCCAAAAGGUUAGCUGCAAGAAAGCGUUGUCUCGUGCCUUUGCCAAGUACACACUUACAAGGCCCGGAGCCAACUCUCAACGUCGCGACGGACGACAGGCUGCAGCUGCGUCCGCCUAAGCGGUUUCUGCUCUUACAGACCACAAUAGAGAUGGGAUUAGUCAUAUAUGUAAUGUGAGCUACUUAUUGUUUGGAUUGGGUAGGGGCAAGUCUGGAAAGGUGUUUACUUGGUUUUAUACUUUGUGACGGUUUGGCGCAAAAACGGUGAUGGCAACGUAUUAAUAUACUCCUUUUAUUUAUUUAUUUUUUGCUUUUUUGCAAUUCCCUUGUACCGUAAAUAAGGUAGAUUCAGUGUUGAAUAAUGAAACAGUGUACUCUCUUAG
[Torrubiella] hemipterigena is the source of this 3006-nucleotide messenger RNA. The record is from the annotation of a GenBank genome assembly. NCBI's taxonomy places the organism in Eukaryota, Fungi, Ascomycota, Sordariomycetes, Hypocreales, Clavicipitaceae.